Strongylocentrotus purpuratus (purple sea urchin) is the source of this 1832-nucleotide messenger RNA. RefSeq lists its product as uncharacterized. The transcript has 6 exons. Gene Ontology annotation, cellular component: membrane. The coding region runs from base 175 to 1176 and encodes 333 amino acids. Gene Ontology annotation, molecular function: wide pore channel activity. The record is from RefSeq and is a predicted model, not a curated record. Lineage: Eukaryota; Metazoa; Echinodermata; Echinoidea; Camarodonta; Strongylocentrotidae.
CCCCUUGUUUUGGAGAAAUCGUGAAUAUUUGACAGUUACACAUAAACACGGACAAGGAUUUCCAAGUGUGCUUCUAACCUUCCAGCUUAUUUAACAAAGAAAAUUUGAAAGUUAGUAGCAUGAACGUAGUUUUAAUCAAGAUUGACAACUUUCCCACUCUUUUUAAUUGCAGUUAUGGCCUUAUCAACGAGUACACGUUAUGCAAUACCAGCUCCUUCAACAGGUUGUGCAGACAACUGGAAAGCAGUUCAUCUAACAGUCGCCUAUCCGAACCUCACCACAUUGACUAUCAUAUCUGACGAGUUCCAUGUUUCGCUGGUCGUCGAAAAGGAUGAAGCUGAUAACGUUGACAUGCGUUUCUGCAUGUGGGACAGCGAAAAGGUAGAUUCGAUAGAAACUGGAGUCGCGGUAGCAGACGGUUUUGGUCAAGGAGAUGCUCUUUCUUUUACCACCUUACCUGAUGGACGAUACUGUGUAUACGGCGUGGGGCUAGCAGAAGCGAAUAUGGACAAAGGAAAAUGGGAGUGGUCGCAGGGAUCAUGUCCGAAAGGCUUUGAGUCAGGUUUCUCCACAUUCCCGUUUCGCACAUCCUCCGCCCUCCCCGACAAUUUCAUCAACAAUCUUGUGCCCAUCCCGAGCCCGUUUUCGCUGUUCCGCAAAAACAACACCAUGGUCCAUUACUGUUGUACACAGAACGGUGACGUCAACAUACCCAUCGAACUGCCCUUCAUCAUUCCGUUUUUCCUGUUCCCGCUCAGAUCGAAAGAGUGUCAGAGAGUUAGGGGGAUGAAGCAUCGGUUGGAGUACGUGAUCUGGCCCUCGAUGAAAUACAAUGGCGGAGUGCAUCCUUACACCAAUGACACGCAUUUUGGAGAAAAUACAUUCUACUAUUGCUAUUAUGAGCCUGAUACCCUUGCAAUGGAACAAAAUAUCGUCAUAGCAACGUACACAGUGAUGAUAGGAACUCCAACUGUCACCUUCAUCGUGCUAUGUGCGUGCCGAUUUACUCACAGAAAACUCCGAAAAAGAAACAGCGCCAGUCCUUGUUGGCGCAAGCGUGCUCGACAGCAACCAGUGAGGCACCCGUCGUCAAGGCGGGGUCGUCGUCAAGUUGAGAUGGUGGAUGACGACGACGAUCACGAAUUCAGGACCACUGACUUUGGACAUGAACAAUAAAGGAGAACGAUGAUGAGGAUACUGUGUGAUAGAAAUGAAAUCAUGGAGUAUGAUUCAUUGUAGAGUCGUGAUUGGGAAAUCGUUAGAUCUGCUGUUACUCCAGUUGGUAAUUUCGUCAUCAACAUUCAUCAAGUUGGUCUUUGCAGAUGGAGAGGUGUGGACCGUGUGGCGUUUCAGUCACACCGACGACACCGACAGUGACACCAUACCGAAAAUUAGCUGGGAUUUGGUUGGCGAACUUGGCGGUAGGGGAAAGUAUUUGGUUCGAAGACACUAAACACCAACAAAAAGGAAACAGACCGAUUCAACGUUUAUAUCAUACCCUGAUAAUUAAACAAAAAUCGCUCGUUUUGGAAUUAGGGUGGGGUCGGUUUGAUGGCGUGACUGAGGGAGGCACAGCUGAAUUUAAGUCAAGCCGAACUGGUUCAAGGAUUAGUUGGUAUCUUUUGAUUUUACGAUAAUUUACAUCGUGGUCUAUGAUCGGGGCAGUGGUUCGUUAACAAAGUUCAGGUAAAUGGAAUAACGUCAAAGAUUUUUGAUGGAAACUGGACGCGCAAAAACAUAGUUGAGGGAGUUUCUGAAGACGAUUUAUAUGGCCCGGUCAGUCUCUGUCUGUCUGUCUUUCUCUUUAUCUCUAUUAUUUUCCUCUCUCGCCU